AUGGGCAAUUCUAACGAGGAGGACGCCGCCCCGCCGGAGUAUGAGCUCAAAGGCAACACCCAGGAGUAUGUGGAAGAGAUUGUGCUGGCACGCUUGACAGAGGAGGACCUGUGGACACUAUCGCAGGAAUCACUGAGAGUCUGGUCAAAGACCGGGUUUCGUCUUUUUCUUAUCAUGUUUGUGCAAGGCUGCAACCAGGCCGGCUUCGGAGUUGACUGGGGAGUCAUUGGCGGUAUCAACACUUUACCCGCCUGGCAUGCCUACCUUCACUUUGGCACCGCCGGUUCCACGUAUGGCUUGAUGAAUGCGCUGAUGAGCAUCGGCACCGUGUGCGGAGCGCCGUUCAUGGCCCUAGCCGAUAUUGUUGGUCGUCGUGGCAUUAACUUCGCUGGCAACUUUAUCGUCAUUAUUGCAGCCAUUCUGCAAGGCUGUGCUAUCAACAUGCCUAUGUUUAUGGCCGGUCGAUUCUUUAUGGGCUUUGGUACGGCCCUGAUGUCCAGCUCUCAGUACAUCGGUGAAAUAUCUCCCAUCCAUCUCCGUGGACUCAUGGUCGGUUUCUUCGGUGCUUGCUUCCAGGUUGGCAGCCUGGUUAUGCUCGGUGCUAUGGUUGGCCUCUCCAAUCUUGCUGGAAAUGCAUCCUGGCGCACCCCCUUACUUCUAGAGAUUCUAUUCCCCGGCAUUGUCUGCACGACCAUCUACUUUUUGACGCCUGAGUCGCCCCGUUUCUAUGUCAUGCGUGGCAAUCGCGAGAAAGCAAAGGAGGUGAUAGCCAAGUAUCAUACGACAAGCGGUGAUAUCAACCAGCCGAUUGUUGAAAUUGUCGUGACUCAGAUAGAGGAGUCUCUGCAGAACAACGCCUCUGAAUUCAAGGCAGUCUGGGACUUUCGUGUCUUUUUCACCAAGGUUGCUGGCUAUCGAUUACUGUGUCUUACACUGUACUCAUUCUUCCAGCAAUGGAACGGAGGGAGCAUCAUCACAUAUUAUAUGGUUGAUGCGUUGAAAACAGUUGGUAUAACUGGCACCAAGCAACAACUGGGAGUCAGCAUUGGCACCACCGCAGUUUACUUCGUUUUCACCGCUGUCGGAUCACUGAUCGUUGACAAGUUCCGCAGACGCACACUCAUCUUCGGGGGUCUCAUCUCCAUGGUCAUAUUCCAGGUGGCCACGACGAUCACGUCUUGGCAGUACAGUCUGAACCCAACCAAUGCCGCCGCAGGUCUGACUCUCCUCUGGAUAUUCCUGUACCAGACAUUCUCGGCAACGCUCGUCGCAACAAUGCACAAUCUAUACCCUAUCGAAAUCCUGUCCCUUUCUCUUCGCGCCAAGGGCAUGGGUCUCUACAGUCUUAUCCAAGGAGGUGCUGGUGCUGCCCAGACAUAUGGGAUUAGUGUCGGAAUUAGCAAGGUCGGCUACAAGAUCUGGGUUGUUUACAUUGUGUACAACACGAUUCAGCUCGGCCUGUCGUAUCUCUUUUUCCCUGAAACCAGUGGUCUGACCCUGGAAGAGAUCGAUACUGUUUUUGAGACACCUGGUGUUCGGCCUGUCAAAAUGUCGCUAGAUAUCCAAAAGGCUAAGAAGGAAAGGAGAGCGGCUCGGGAUGAGGAGGGUCGGCACACACAGUGA
Molecule: messenger RNA, 1623 nt
Organism: Penicillium lagena
Lineage: Eukaryota; Fungi; Ascomycota; Eurotiomycetes; Eurotiales; Aspergillaceae
Product: putative MFS sugar transporter protein
Exons: 2
Coding region: 1-1623 (540 amino acids)
Biological process (GO): transmembrane transport; carbohydrate transport
Cellular component (GO): membrane
Molecular function (GO): carbohydrate:proton symporter activity
Source: RefSeq, a predicted model, not a curated record